Molecule: messenger RNA, 807 nt
Organism: Tricharina praecox
Lineage: Eukaryota; Fungi; Ascomycota; Pezizomycetes; Pezizales; Pyronemataceae
Exons: 4
Coding region: 1-807 (268 amino acids)
Biological process (GO): protein phosphorylation
Molecular function (GO): protein kinase activity; ATP binding
Source: RefSeq, a predicted model, not a curated record
AUGGCCCCACAGUUCCCGCAGCUGACCGCGUUCGCCUCAGUUGUGAUUGGAGAAUCAUUGGCAGUGGGUGGACCCCACGGGCCACCACUGCAGCCACACCUAAAGUCGACGGUGCCACAAGUGGCCUCCAUGCUCUGGACUUCUGGUACGAGAUGUGUACCAAGAGUGGAAAAACCCACUGUUGACGAAAUAUCGGCGCGAUUCACUGUACAGGGUGCGCCUAAGCCAAAUCUUCACCGAUCGACCAACCUCAUUCACUCCUAUCUCACACACCUCCUACUUCAACACCCUUUGACUUCGAUCGACACACCGUACCCGCCUACGAUGCCCAACACCGACAGGUUGGAACAGAGUGGCCGAACAGUCGAUCGCAUGGCCUUCAACCCCCUGCAGGCUACUCCUAAGGAGACCCCGAACCCCCUCAGCGUGUACGAGGCAGCAUCACCACGGUGGGCUGUCCUGGUGGGCUACAAGUCGGUCCAUGUUGCCGAGCACGGGCAACAGUGGCUUCGCGAGUUCGAUACUCUUCGCACCCUCGGGCAUCCCCACCUGGUGCAAAUUCAGCGUGCCCAUAAGUGCACGGGCGAUAUUUACAUGCUGGCGGAACCAUUCUGCUAUGGUAGUUUCGAUCAGCUUCUGGGCCAGAGUGUCGACGACCUGGGUCUGGGGGAAAUGACUAUCAAGGACUUCCUCAUUGAAACGGUGGGAUGCCUCAGUUCGGCUCAGCGGUACCUGCACUGCAGCCGAAUUGUGUAUGAGAACAUCCAGGGCGCGAACAUCCCGGGGGCCCAGGCCCCCCUCGCCUAG